Messenger RNA from Gymnodraco acuticeps, 1685 nucleotides. RefSeq names its product threonine--tRNA ligase 2, cytoplasmic-like. NCBI's taxonomy places the organism in Eukaryota, Metazoa, Chordata, Actinopteri, Perciformes, Bathydraconidae. Gene Ontology annotation, cellular component: cytoplasm. Gene Ontology annotation, molecular function: ATP binding; threonine-tRNA ligase activity. The record is from RefSeq and is a predicted model, not a curated record. Gene Ontology annotation, biological process: threonyl-tRNA aminoacylation.
GACCAGGAGCUGUUCUUCUUCCACGACCUCAGCCCUGGAAGCUGCUUCUUCCUGCCCAGAGGAGCGUUCAUCUACAACACGCUGACCGAUUUCAUUCGGGAAGAGUACUGGAGAAGAGGCUUCCAGGAAGUAGCCUCCCCCAACAUCUUCAACAGUAAACUGUGGGAGACGUCUGGCCACUGGCAGCACUACAGCGACAACAUGUUCUCCUUCCCCGUGGAGGACGACAUCUUCGCUCUGAAACCCAUGAACUGCCCCGGGCACUGUCUGAUGUUCAGCCACAGGCCUCGCUCGUGGAGGGAACUUCCUCUGAGGUUUGCAGAUUUCGGGGUCCUCCACAGGAACGAGCUGUCGGGAACACUGACCGGUUUAACCCGUGUGAGGCGCUUCCAGCAGGACGACGCUCACAUCUUCUGCACCAUGGAGCAGAUCGAGUCGGAGAUGAAGGGCUGUCUGGAUUUCCUCCGCUGCGUCUACAACGUGUUCGGAUUCUCCUUCCAGCUGCACCUGUCCACGCGCCCAGAGAAAUAUCUGGGAGACAUCGCCGUGUGGAACCAGGCGGAGAAGCAACUGGAGAACAGUCUGAAUGACUUUGGGGAGCCAUGGAAACUGAACCCUGGAGACGGAGCUUUUUAUGGACCUAAGAUUGACAUUAAGAUCAAAGAUGCGAUUGGACGUUACCAUCAGUGUGCGACCAUUCAACUGGACUUCCAGCUGCCAAUCCGCCUCAACCUGACCUUUGUGGGGACGGACGGAGACGAUAAAGCCCGACCGGUCAUCAUCCAUCGGGCCAUCUUAGGCUCGGUGGAGCGGAUGAUCGCCAUCCUCACUGAGAACUACGCAGGGAAAUGGCCUCUGUGGCUCUCUCCUCGUCAGGUGAUGGUCGUGCCCGUCAACACGUCCUUUGAGGAUUAUGCAAAGAAAGUGUGUGAGCAGUUUACAAAAGCUGGCUUCAUGGCGGAUGCUGACCUCGACUCCGGCUGUCUGCUGAACAAGAAGAUCCGCAAUGCUCAGCUGGCCCAGUAUAACUUUGUUCUAGUGGUCGGGGAGAAGGAGAAGAUGACUAACGGCGUCAACGUGCGCACACGAGACAGCAAAGUCCACGGAGAGCUGUCGGUGUCCGAGGUGCUGGCCCGCCUGACCCUGCUCAAACAGAGCCGCUGUGCAAACGCUGAGGAGGAGUUCUGAUCCACACACACUCAUACACACACACACACACACACACACACACACACACACACACACACACACACACACACACACACACACACACACACACACACACACACACACACACACACACACACACACACACACACACACACACUCACUCACUCACUCAUACCUCCACUACGGUUAUUAAUGGAGAGGGGCAUGGGAUGGCACAUGUGAAAAUGGUACAGAGAAAGUGUAAUCAGACAGGAAAUGAUUUUCUGUGAGCAAAUGUGAUGAAAAGGGAUUCUAAACUACAUUAAAUUGCUCAUUAAUCAUAUGUGCAGGGUAGAAAAGGACACGUUUGUGUACGAUGUGUUAUACUAAUGUGGAAGUCUAAUCCUGAAGGGAAGUUGCUCAAUAAUUUAACAAAACAAUGUGAAGAUUGUUAUAAUGAAGAAUCUGUGAAUUUGGCACUGAUUUUCCACAAAGCUCUUUCUCUGCAGGGAAAUAAAAUAAAAUGACUGAAUGUU